Molecule: messenger RNA, 6141 nt
Organism: Otolemur garnettii (small-eared galago)
Lineage: Eukaryota; Metazoa; Chordata; Mammalia; Primates; Galagidae
Gene: GBF1
Product: golgi brefeldin A resistant guanine nucleotide exchange factor 1
Exons: 39
Coding region: 229-5550 (1773 amino acids)
Biological process (GO): regulation of ARF protein signal transduction
Molecular function (GO): guanyl-nucleotide exchange factor activity
Source: RefSeq, a predicted model, not a curated record
GAUGAAGAACGUGAUCCACUGCUUCAUAGUUUCAGUCAUUUAAAGGAGGUUUUAAACAAUAUAACUGAACUCUCAGAAAUUGAGCCCAAUGUGUUCCUUAGGCCAUUUCUGGAAGUCAUUCGCUCUGAAGAUACCACUGGUCCCAUCACUGGACUGGCACUUACCUCUGUUAACAAGUUCCUCUCCUAUGCCCUGAUAGAUCCCACUCAUGAAGGCACAGCAGAGGGCAUGGAAAACGUGGCAGAUGCUGUCACCCAUGCCCGUUUUGUAGGCACGGAUCCUGCUAGCGAUGAGGUUGUCCUGAUGAAAAUCCUUCAGGUCUUACGGACUCUAUUGCUAACCCCAGUGGGUGCCCACCUAACCAAUGAAUCUGUGUGUGAAAUUAUGCAGUCUUGCUUCCGGAUCUGCUUUGAAAUGAGGCUCAGUGAGUUAUUGAGAAAAUCCGCAGAGCACACUCUCGUAGACAUGGUGCAGCUGCUCUUCACAAGGUUACCUCAUUUUAAAGAAGAACCCAAGAACUAUGUGGGGACCAACAUGAAGAAGCUGAAAAUGAGAGCAGGAGGCAUGAGUGAUUCAUCCAAGUGGAAGAAACAGAAGCGAUCUCCUCGGCCCCCACGCCAUAUGACCAAAGUCACAACAAGUUCAGAGCUACCUACUCCCAGUGGAACCACCUUAUCCUCUAACCUCACUGGUGGCAUGCCCUUCAUUGAUGUGCCCACUCCCAUCUCCUCUGCAAGUUCAGAAGCUGCCUCAGCAGUAGUCAGCCCCUCUACAGACAGCGGCCUAGAAUUCUCCUCCCAGACCACCUCUAAAGAAGAUCUUACUGACCUGGAGCAACCUUGCUCUUUAGGGUACAGUACAGCUACCGAGCCUGGGAGCAGUGAACUAGGAGUUCCUGAGCAGCUUGAUCCCCAGGAAGGGGCCCAUGUGGAAAAGACCCAGUCAGCAUCCGUGGAAUCUAUUCCUGAGGUAUUAGAGGAGUGCACGUCCCCUGCUGACCACUCUGACUCUGCCUCUGUCCAUGACAUGGACUACGUCAAUCCCCGGGGUGUGCGCUUUACACAGUCCUCGCAGAAAGAAGGCACAGCUUUGGUCCCCUAUGGUCUUCCCUGCAUCCGCGAGCUCUUCCGCUUCCUCAUCUCCCUCACCAAUCCACAUGACCGCCACAACUCUGAGGUUAUGAUCCACAUGGGACUGCAUUUACUGACAGUGGCUCUUGAGUCAGCCCCUAUAGCCCAGUGCCAGAUCCUCUUGGGCCUCAUCAAGGAUGAGAUGUGCCGCCAUUUAUUCCAGCUACUCAGUGUGGAGCGACUGAACCUUUAUGCUGCUUCUCUGCGAGUAUGCUUCCUAUUAUUUGAGAGCAUGCGGGAGCACCUCAAAUUCCAAAUGGAGAUGUACAUCAAAAAGCUCAUGGAAAUCAUCACUGUGGAGAACCCCAAGAUGCCUUAUGAGAUGAAAGAGAUGGCACUAGAGGCCAUUGUGCAACUCUGGCACAUCCCCAGCUUUGUCACUGAGCUCUACAUCAACUAUGAUUGUGACUACUACUGUUCCAACCUCUUUGAGGACCUCACCAAGCUGCUGUCCAAGAAUGCCUUUCCUGUGUCUGGUCAGCUCUAUACAACACACCUACUGUCUCUUGAUGCCCUAUUGACAGUGAUUGACAGCACUGAGGCCCACUGCCAGGCCAAAGUCCUGAACAACCUCACACAGCAAGAGAAGAAAGAGACAGCCAGACCCAGCUAUGAGACAGUAGAUGGUGCCCGAGAAGCUAGCAAUACUGAGAGAGCAGCCAACGAUGGGAAAGCUGUAGGCAUAGCCCCAGACAUCCCAGGCCUGCAUCUGCCAGGUGGAGGGCGACUGCUGCCAGAACAUGGGAAGCCAGGAGGAUGCAGUGAUCUAGAAGAAGCUGGUGACUCUGGGGCUGACAAAAAGUUUACCCGGAAGCCACCUCGAUUUUCUUGUCUCCUGCCAGAUCCACGGGAACUAAUUGAAAUUAAAAAUAAAAAGAAGCUGCUAAUCACAGGCACAGAGCAGUUCAACCAGAAACCAAAGAAGGGGAUCCAAUUUCUGCAAGAGAAAGGCCUCCUCACCAUCCCAAUGGACAACACAGAGGUAGCCCAGUGGCUUCGAGAGAACCCUCGGCUGGACAAGAAAAUGAUUGGAGAGUUUGUGAGUGACCGCAAAAACAUUGACCUAUUGGAGAGCUUUGUAAGCACCUUCAGUUUUCAGGGUCUGCGGCUGGAUGAAGCUCUUCGCCUCUACUUGGAAGCCUUCCGUUUGCCUGGGGAAGCACCAGUCAUCCAGAGGUUGCUGGAGGCAUUCACAGAGCAUUGGAGGAAUUGUAAUGGCUACCCAUUUGCCAAUAGCGAUGCCUGCUUUGCCCUGGCCUAUGCUGUCAUCAUGCUUAAUACUGACCAGCACAACCACAAUGUUCGAAAACAGAAUGCACCCAUGACCCUGGAGGAGUUUCGAAAAAACCUAAAAGGUGUGAAUGGAGGCAAGGACUUUGAGCAAGACAUCCUGGAGGACAUGUACCAUGCCAUAAAGAAUGAGGAAAUUGUGAUGCCUGAGGAGCAGACAGGCUUGGUUCGGGAGAACUACGUGUGGAAUGUGCUGCUUCAUCGAGGUGCCACUCCUGAGGGCAUAUUCCUGCGUGUGCCUACUGGCAGUUAUGAUCUUGACCUCUUCACCAUGACCUGGGGACCCACUAUUGCUGCUCUCUCUUAUGUCUUUGACAAAAGCCUUGAGGAGACAAUCAUCCAAAAAGCCAUCUCAGGCUUCAGGAAGUGCGCCAUGAUCUCCGCCCACUAUGGCCUCAGUGAUGUGUUUGACAAUCUCAUCAUCUCUCUGUGCAAAUUCACAGCUCUCAGCAGUGAGUCUAUUGAGAACCUUCCCAGUGUAUUUGGAAGCAACCCUAAAGCCCACAUUGCAGCCAAGACAGUAUUCCAUUUGGCCCAUCGUCAUGGUGACAUCCUUCGAGAGGGCUGGAAAAAUAUCAUGGAGGCCAUGCUGCAGCUCUUCCGAGCCCAACUGUUGCCCAAGGCUAUGGUAGAGGUAGAAGAUUUUGUGGAUCCCAAUGGCAAGAUCUCUCUACAGCGAGAAGAGACUCCAUCAAACAGAGGAGAGUCAACAGUUCUGAGCUUCGUGAGCUGGCUGACACUGAGUGGUCCUGAACAGUCUAGUGUGCGGGGCCCAUCCACUGAGAACCAGGAGGCCAAGAGAGUGGCCUUAGAUUGUAUCAAGCAAUGUGACCCAGAAAAAAUGAUCACAGAGAGCAAGUUCCUCCAACUGGAGUCACUGCAGGAGCUCAUGAAGGCUCUGGUCUCAGUGACACCAGAUGAAGAGACAUAUGAUGAGGAAGAUGCUGCUUUCUGCCUAGAAAUGCUGCUAAGGAUUGUGUUGGAAAACAGGGACCGUGUGGGCUGUGUAUGGCAGACCGUUCGAGACCAUCUAUACCACCUCUGUGUCCAGGCACAAGAUUUCUGCUUCCUCGUGGAGCGAGCAGUGGUGGGGCUGCUACGCCUAGCCAUUCGACUACUCCGGAGAGAAGAGAUCAGUGGCCAGGUACUGCUCUCCCUUCGCAUUUUGCUACUGAUGAAGCCCAGCGUGCUGUCCCGAGUCAGCCACCAGGUUGCAUAUGGGCUCCAUGAACUUCUUAAAACAAAUGCUGCAAACAUCCACUCAGGCGAUGAUUGGGCCACACUCUUCACGCUGUUAGAGUGCAUCGGCUCAGGUGUGAAGCCUCCAGCUGCUCUGCAGGCCACAGCCAGGGCCGAUGCACCUGAUGCUGGGGCCCAGUCAGACAGUGAGCUCCCAUCCUACCAUCAAAAUGAUGUGAGCCUGGACCGAGGGUAUACUUCAGACUCAGAGGUUUACACUGACCAUGGCAGGCCUGGCAAGAUACACCGAUCAGCCACAGAUGCUGAUGUGGUCAACAGUGGUUGGUUAGUGGUGGGAAAGGAUGAUAUUGAUAACUCCAAGCCAGGGCCAGGGCCCAGCCGGCCAGGCCCUUCACCCCUGAUCAAUCAGUAUAGCCUAACAGUGGGACUGGACCUGGGGCCACACGACACCAAGUCCUUGCUCAAGUGUGUGGAAUCACUAUCCUUCAUCGUGCGAGAUGCUGCCCACAUCACACCUGACAACUUUGAGCUCUGCGUCAAGACUCUCCGCAUCUUUGUAGAGGCCAGUCUGAAUGGCGGGUGCAAGUCCCAGGAGAAACGUGGCAAGGGUCACAAAUAUGAUAGCAAAGGGAAUCGCUUCAAGAAGAAAUCCAAGGAGGGCUCAAUGCUUCGGCGGCCUCGAACCUCCAGCCAACAUACCACUCGGGGAGGCCAUAGUGAUGAUGAUGAAGAUGAAAGCGUGCCUGCCAGUUAUCAUACGGUGUCUUUACAGGUCAGUCAGGACGUAAUAUAUGUGCACAGUACAAAGUUCAAAAGGUACAAAAGGGUAAAACUGAUAAAAUUGCUAGACUUGAUGCACACCCUGCACACGCGGGCGGCCUCUAUCUACAGCUCAUGGGCAGAAGAGCAGCGCCAUCUGGACACAGAUGGCCGGAGGAUCGAAGCAGAUUCACGCACCCUCUGGGCUCACUGCUGGUGCCCAUUACUGCAGGGCAUUGCCUGCUUAUGCUGUGAUGCCCGGCGCCAGGUACGGAUGCAGGCUUUGACCUAUCUGCAGCGGGCACUGCUGGUACACGACCUGCAAAAGCUAGAUGCCUUGGAAUGGGAGUCCUGCUUUAACAAGGUGCUAUUUCCUCUGCUGACCAAGCUCUUGGAGAACAUUAGCCCUGCAGAUGUGGGCGGGAUGGAGGAGACCCGUAUGAGGGCCUCCACACUGCUCUCUAAGGUCUUCCUACAGCACCUGUCUCCACUGCUGUCACUCUCUACUUUUGCGGCCCUCUGGCUCACCAUCUUGGACUUCAUGGACAAGUACAUGCAUGCAGGCUCCAGUGACUUACUGUCAGAGGCCAUCCCUGAAUCUCUGAAGAACAUGCUCCUAGUGAUGGACACAGCAGAGAUUUUCCACAGUGCAGAUGCACGAGGAGGUAGCCCCUCAGCCCUCUGGGAGAUCACCUGGGAACGCAUUGACUGUUUUCUGCCCCACCUAAGAGAUGAGCUCUUCAAGCAGACUGUCAUCCAGGACCCCAUGCCUAUGGAGCCUCACAGCCAAAAACCUAUGGCCUCACCCCAACUGACUGCUGCUGCUGGCGACACCAGGACAACAGGCCAUCCACCUCCUCCAGAGACACCUUCUGAACUAGGAGCCUGUGACUUUGAGAAGCCUGAGGGCCCCCGAGUAGCCAGCAGCAGCUCCCCAGGAUCACCAGUGGCCUCUAGCCCCAGCAGGCUGAGCCCCAGCCCAGAUGGGCCUCCACCCUUGGCUCAGCCCCCACUGAUCCUGCAACCCUUGGCCUCCCCACUGCAAGUGGGAGUUCCACCCAUGACUCUGCCCAUCAUCCUCAACCCUGCACUCAUUGAGGCCACCUCACCAGUGCCCCUCCUCGCCACACCACGCCCCACAGACCCCAUACCCACCUCUGAGGUCAACUAAGGCAGGUCCCUCAGAGAUCAGGACCAGUGCUUCCCACCAGGCUAACCUGGCCCCCCUCUGGCUGUCCUGGGGGCCACAGACUCUUCAGGCCUAGUCCAAGCUGCUGUCACUGCCACUUGGACAGGGGCCUGAAAAAGAGAACUUUGAUAGCCCCAGUGGAGAGAGCCCCACAAUCAGACUGUGGGACCUUCCUCUUCUGCUCGCCAUUCCUGGGGGUCCAGCCCCUGAGAGUGCACUCAGGUGUCACCUGCAGCUUCUGUCUCCAGCCUGGCAGUUCUGGGGAGGCAUCACUGUGCCAACCUUGCAGUGCCUGCCUAUGUGCCCCUCCUGCCCAUGUUCAGGCAUUGAAAGCCACACCCAACCACUCUGCACUUUGUUCCCCUCUCCUAUCCCACUCCCAUCAGCCCUGGGCCACCUCCUCCAGUUCUUCCUCUUUUACUAAUUAGUUGGUCAAUUUGGAGAGCUGACUGGCACCAUGGAGAGUGGGCAGGCAGGGCUGAAUGGGGGACUGCCCACAGGAGCAUGUACAUAUGGAAAAACAGGACAACAGUGGACUUUUUAUGAUAUAAUAAAUAUCUUAGUACAACAUCA